Messenger RNA from Pararge aegeria (speckled wood butterfly), 1382 nucleotides. RefSeq names its product intraflagellar transport protein 52 homolog (gene IFT52). The coding region runs from base 54 to 1382 and encodes 442 amino acids. Gene Ontology annotation, biological process: cilium assembly; intraciliary transport. NCBI's taxonomy places the organism in Eukaryota, Metazoa, Arthropoda, Insecta, Lepidoptera, Nymphalidae. Gene Ontology annotation, cellular component: intraciliary transport particle B; centriole; cilium. The record is from RefSeq and is a predicted model, not a curated record. The transcript has 9 exons.
AAUAUUUAGUUGUUCGUGUUGCAAAUUACAUUAAAUAGAUCACAGGAAUUAGAAUGAAAGCAAUAGACACGAUACUGUUCGAUAUUUCCAAAAAUGAACUCUUCAAGAUCAAUGAAAACUUUAAGAUGCUCCAUCGGAAGUUGAAGAGUGCUUGGAAGGUUAUGAUAAAUCGCGAAGAAAUAUCUCCUUACAUACUCCAGGAUGUAAAGAUAUUGGUGAUACCAGGACCACAGAACGCGUUUACAGAUGACGAACUGGCAGCGCUCAAAAGUGUGGUAGAGAGAGGAGACUCCGUGUUGGUGAUGAUGACAGAUGGAGGAGAGGAACGAAUGAACACUAAUAUAAACUUCUUUCUUGAGGAGUAUGGAAUUGUUGUCAACAAUGAUUGCGUUGUCCGCGCAAAGUAUCACAAGUUCUACCAUCCUAAGGAGUGUCACAUAUCCAAUGGUAUUCUAAAUCGAGCAGUGUUGAAGCACAUUAUGAAAAUGCCGAAUUAUAUUAGCGAGCCUGAUGAUUUUCUGGAAGACCCACCAACACCAAAUUUUGUUUAUCCAUACGGUGCAACAUUAACGGUCAAGAAGCCCUCAGCCGCAAUCCUAUCCAGCAGCGAUGUAUGUUAUCCUGUGAAAAGACCAGUAGCUGCAAUGUACAUCUCGGAGAAGAGUGGGGGAAAGCUUUUCGUCAUCGGUUCCGGGCAUUUCUUCGCAGACCAGUAUUUAGAUAGUGAAUGCAACGACCACAUUAGGGAGAUGAUUUUCAACAAUCUGGGAGGUGUCACCGAUAUUCACCUCAACGCUGUAGACGUUGAGGAUCCUGAUAUCAAUGAAUAUAGAACUUUAGGAGACACUAUGUGGCUAAGCUCGGUACCACUACCAGAGCCUGCCAGCGCUCCGCCCCCGCGUCUCGCACCUUUACAUCCUCAUGCACUUUUCACCUGGACACUAUUCUCACUAAACCUCUCGCAUCUGCCUGAAGUGCUGGGACUACAUGAAGAGCUUGGCAUUAAACAUGAGCCGUUGAGACUUAUAGCUCCGCAGUUCGAAACACCAUUUCCACCACUUCAAUUAGCUGUGUUUGCACCAACGUUCCGAGAGCCCCCUCCCCCGCCAUUAGAGCUGUUCGACCUGGAUGAAGCGUUCAGUUCCGAGCGGUCUCAGCUCGCAAGACUAGCUAACAAAUGCCUGCAGCCUCUUAACGCUAGAAUGGGACAAGGUGACGGCAGGCAACUAGAGAACGAAUUGGAAUAUUUUGUGCGCGAAUGCGGCCGGGCUGUAAGACUGUCUCGGGCGAUAUCCACAGAUGAUGCGCCCGCCGGCAAGCAUAUCCUUCACCAGCUUGCAGUACAGCUUGCGACGUUCAAGAAGAUCGCACCAAGAGAUUAA